AUGUCGAAACUAGACCAACUAGUCAAAGGCGCCCCUCCUCCUGAGAAUAGAUACGAUAUCUCCUCAACCACUCCGAUCAUUUCUACAGAAUCACAGACUUCGCCGUCAGUGCCAGAUCCACUAGCAUCUCUACCCUCGUCCCCCCCACAAAUCUACCUCAACCUCUUGAUCCUCGAAGCAUCGCUCCGAGUACAAUGGCUCCAACUACGAACUAGACGACGACAGCACACAUUCUUCUUGAUGCUCCUUGGGCUGUGGAAUAUAUAUUUUGGAUACGCAUUGUUUCUUAAACCGCGCGAAGAUGGCAGUGGUGUCGGAGGGUCCGUAUACUGGGUGGUGGAGGUGGUUGAGAAGGUCUGUUUUAUGGGCGGCAUCUUCACCGGAAUAUUGAUUUGGGUUACUGGACAAUGGGAACGAGGGAUACGAUAUCCCAGGAGAUGGGUCUUUACUACGAAUAGGGGAUUGAGGGGCUUCAACUGCAAACUGGUGGUCAUCAAACAGCAUUGGUGGAGUGAUAUCAUAUCUACGCUGGGCUUCUUGUUCUCAUAUGGACUGUUUUCUGGCAACAACGGGACCUCGUAUCGAUUUGUUGACCAUACACUACUAAAGGAUUCGGAGAAAGGGCAACGGAAUGGAGGAAAUAACGUGUUACCGAACAUAAAUGAGCACGAUGAUCUUGGUCACGAGGAGGAUUUGGCAGACGGCGGGGAUUAUGUGCAGCUUUUGUUAUUGCCGAAACCCUUUUCUGCAACUUUCCGCGAGAACUGGGAUAUAUUCCGCUCGGAAUACUGGGAGAAAGAGAAUGAACGGAGAGCAGGAUUGCGGAAGAUCUUCAAAGCAAGAGACAGGAAGGUUGCCAAGGAAGAGGGAGGUUGGCUAUGGUGGACAGGCUAUCGGGGUUUCAAGCGUGGAAAGACACCUGAUAUUGAGAAGAUUCAUCAUUCUGUUCAUCGACAUGGGACUGUUGAGAAAAGACCUCGUAGCGGAAGCAUUCGGUCUGGCUCUCAUUCCAGGAACUCUUCACGAAGUACCACGCCUAGUGCUGAGCCAGAGGAGUCUACUGGAGGACACAGUCGCGCAGGGAGUACUGCUUCGGACCGAAGGAGAAAGAAGAGUACUGCUGCUAUUGGAACCAGAGUUCAGAAGCUUUCACCUUCCGGAUCUCGCUCUGUAACUCCAGACGUUCAUUCUCCUCUGGCAAGAGAGAACAGCUAUACAAGUGUUUCUUCCUUGGAUAGCGAGCGUUAUGGAGUUUCGGGGGGUGAUGGGGAUUCUACGAGAUCACUAAAGCCAAAGCCUGCCCCGUCGAGGAAGCCUGGGUCUAGUAAAGGUGCUAAGUAG
Molecule: messenger RNA, 1341 nt
Organism: Lachnellula hyalina
Lineage: Eukaryota; Fungi; Ascomycota; Leotiomycetes; Helotiales; Lachnaceae
Gene: spo7
Product: Sporulation-specific protein spo7
Exons: 1
Coding region: 1-1341 (446 amino acids)
Biological process (GO): nuclear envelope organization
Cellular component (GO): Nem1-Spo7 phosphatase complex
Molecular function (GO): protein phosphatase regulator activity; phosphoprotein phosphatase activity
Source: RefSeq, a predicted model, not a curated record